Molecule: messenger RNA, 699 nt
Organism: Harpegnathos saltator (Jerdon's jumping ant)
Lineage: Eukaryota; Metazoa; Arthropoda; Insecta; Hymenoptera; Formicidae
Product: bolA-like protein 3
Exons: 5
Coding region: 116-568 (150 amino acids)
Cellular component (GO): mitochondrial matrix
Source: RefSeq, a predicted model, not a curated record
AAUCUGCCUAAGAGGCAAGGGCUACAAGUUAGCUAUCUACGUGCCUUGGAUAUCUGCGGAGUCAGCCAAUGUACUGUCGGCCAACCUACUGUCAUGUGGCUUGUUAGGUAGGUCUAUGGUAGCCGGUUGUAUUCUGUCGAUUUUUUCUCGACAAAAAAAAUAUUUAUUGACAACGAGUCUAUCUAGUCGAAGGAAGAAUAAACGCCCGAUAAAUAAACAGACAACAACCGCAAUUCAUUCGGCUAUGUUUCAACGUGCAUUUAAGUCAAGUUUUCGCGGGAUAUCGCUGCUAUCUCGGCUAUGGAAUGGACCUGGUGGAGUACUUGCAGGUAAACAGGCUGAGCAAAAAAUGAUAUCCAUCCUUAGGAACAAGUUACCUGAAGCAGUGUUGAUAGAAGUGACUGAUGUAUCAGGAGGAUGUGGUGCUAUGUUCGAUAUAAACGUUGUCGCCCCAGAAUUUAAGGGAUUAAACACUGUGAAGCAACAUCGAAUAAUUAACGAGGCUCUUAAAGAAGAAAUCAAAGAUAUGCACGGUAUUCGAAUACGUACGAGUCUUCCACAACCAUAAACUUUAUUGUCAACAAUUGCGCUUGAAGCGACAGUUUUAUAGGAACAAUAUUUGAUACUGGUAUUCUUUACCUAAGUUAUCUACAAAACAAAAUUGAAGAUCUAUGUCACAUAUGUUUUAUCAUAGAAUGU